This is a messenger RNA of Myiozetetes cayanensis, 2153 nucleotides long. RefSeq names its product vitamin D3 hydroxylase-associated protein-like. Gene Ontology annotation, molecular function: fatty acid amide hydrolase activity; amidase activity. Lineage: Eukaryota; Metazoa; Chordata; Aves; Passeriformes; Tyrannidae. The record is from RefSeq and is a predicted model, not a curated record. The transcript is spliced from 10 exons. Gene Ontology annotation, biological process: fatty acid catabolic process.
GGUCCUGGAUCCAUCGUGGGGGGACCCUCGUGUCCUCUCAGCUCUGCUCUGCAGUUCAGCUGCAGCUGUCAUGCUCCUGAAAUGGCUGGGAUGCAGACAGGUCCUGCAGAAGAUGCAUGAGGCGAGGAGGUCUCGGGAUCUGGCCCUGGAAAGAAUGGAGAAGGCAGCUUGCAGGUUUAAGCAAGAGAACCCAGGCACCCAGACCACACAUAUCCUCUUGCUGACAAUGGUGGAGCUGGUGGAGAAGCUGAAGGAGGGGUCCCUGUCCCCAGAAAGCAUCCUCUACUCCUACAUGGACAAAGCUUUGGAGGUAAAUUAGGAGGUGAACUGUGUGACAAACUUCAUUCAUGGCUGUGAGGAUCAGCUCCAGAAACUGAAGAAGCAGAAGGAGAAGAGGCUGCUCUAUGGCAUUCCCAUCAGCAUCAAGGACCACAUUAACUGCAAGGGCCAUGUCUCCUCUGGAGGGAUGGUGAAGUUUCUGGGCCAAGUGAAGAAAGAAGGCAGCAUCAUCGUCCAGGCUCUAAAGCACCAGGGGGCAAUCCCCUUUGUGAAAACCAACAUCCCACGGACAAUGAUAAACUAUGACUGCAGCAACCUCAUCUUUGGCCAGACACUGAACCCUCUAAACCACCAGAAGAGCCCCGGGGGCUCCUCGGGAGGGGAGGGAGCUCUGAUCGCAGGGGGAGGCUCCAUCCUGGGCAUCGGCUCGGAUGUAGCUGGCAGCAUCCGCCUGCCCUCCAGCUUCUGUGGGCUGUGUGGGCUCAAACCCACAGGCAACAGGAUCAGCAAACAGGGUGUCAUUUCUCCUCUCAUAGGAAUGUAAUCAGUGACAGCGAUGCUGGGGCCGAUGGUGAGGGACCUGGACAGCCUGGCCCUGUGCAUGAGGGCGCUGCUCUGCGAGGAGAUGUUCCAGCUGGACCCCACUGUGCCCCCCAUCCCCUUCGAUCAGGAGGUUUACACGAGUUCAAAGCCUCUCCGCAUCGGGUACCAUGAAGGAGAUGGUUACUUCCAGCCCUCACCCAGCAUGAAACGGGCCAUCCAGCAGACAAGAAAGCUCCUCCAGGAUGCAGGGCACACGCUUGUUCCCUUCACACCGCCCAAGAUUGACUACAUGGUAGAUGAGCUGUUCACCAGAGGGAUUUUCUCGGAUGGUGCUGCUCACCUGGUGGGCUGCUUCAAAGGAGACAUCGUGGAUCCCAACCUGAAAUCGCAGUUCAAUACUUACAGGCUUCCUGCUCUUGUGCAUGUGCAGUGAGGUGUGAGGUACCUGCACCUCCAAAAGAAGGAGAGACACCCCAAACUGGGAGCACGUGAAUUUAGAAGACUGCCAUGAUUUUUGUGUAGGUGUUCUGGCAUGCUUUAACAUAAGCUCUUUUGAUGUACCUGCUCUUUUGAAGCACCUGCAAGCCCAGCUAAAUCAGCUGGAUGAUGCCAUAGCUUUUUUCCCAGAAUGGUCAUGCAGUUUUUAUAAAAAUGGGCUGUCUGUGCAUUUUCCUAUUUGUUUUCUGUUGCCACAGUCACAAAGCUGAUUAAUUCUGCCACCUUUCCAGAUCUGCCAAAAACCUCUGGGAUCAGCAUGGAGCAGUGGCGGUAACGUGACUUUUAUUUCCCUUUUUCCUUACUAAAUAUUGUGAGAGGUCUCUAAAGUUUCUAAGCAAUUGCUUCGCACUCAGCAAUGCAUUUGGGGUUGGAAAUGAAUCACCAUCCUUUGCCCUGCAUUGUCUAAGCAAAAAAUAACGUAAGAACAGUCAUUAAAUAUGAGACUUCAUUUUUUUCUUCUUUCUGUCUCUCGGUGCAAAGUCUUUAUUUCAGACACUGGGUGAUACUGUCACGAGCUAAGGCCAUGCUUGAAUGAUCAAGCAGAGACAAAAACUAUGGUUGUAAACUCUGUGGCUGAGGUGGCUUCCUUAGGAACCUGGGACAGGAAGCUUUCUCCUGGACAGCUGUGUCCAGUGCUGCCCACAAACUGAUCAGGUUCCUCCUUUAAACCGUUUGAGUUUUCUGCUUGCAUUUGAUUUAAUUGACUGGUUUCUCUCCUCCCUGCUCUGAUGGUUGGAAACUUUCAUAUUUCCCGUGCUCUUUUAUUCCCUUCCAGUUUAUCCUUAUUUUAUUUCUGUCCUUGAGUGUAAAUAGCACCUCUCCUCUCUGGUAUU